AGCACUCGGAUGGAACUCUCGCGUAACACUGUAAGAUCGCGAGGCUUUAUGAAUGAUGGCUCCCGAAACAAAAUGAGGCACCGAACGGUUUGUUAUAAUAUAGGAAAACAGCCUCGGACAGUCACUACCUGGUGUCGUUUCUCUCAUUCUGGUCGGUGAUGGCGGCAGCUAUGACAGUGACACCCCCCGCACACUGGAGCCGCUUCGAGCAGGAACAAGACCUCACAGUGCGAGAACUGAUACGGCGGAUAACCGGCCUGAGCGAGCAGAACGACGAAGAGCUCCCCGGUCAAUUCCAGGCAGCCUUGAAUUUCGCCUGGUCUAACUUCAGAUUUCAUCAAUUUCUUGAUGUCAGCAGCCACAAAAUAGAGAAGAUAGUAGAUGGAAUUUAUGAAAAGCUGAUUGUUCACUCAGACCUCUGUAAAGCUGCAAGCUGGAAGAGAUUGGUGGAAGAGUUUCUGAAUUCACCUCUUCUAAUCACUGAAGGAACAAAGACAAACACCCAUUAUGCCAUACUCUCCCUUCUAUUGUGCCUGUCAGAGUCCCCCUCCAAUACCAGCUAUUCUGAAAAACCAAGAGAAAAAGAAGUGGAAAAAGAAGAAUUUGAUUGGGGAAAAUACUUGAUGGAAGGUGAAGAAUUUGACGUUGGUCCUGAUGUUGAAACACCGGAGUGGUCUGAUAUAAGUGAUGAUGAUACUGAGCCUUUGAGCAGGGAAGACUCUGGAAUUCAAGUGGACAGAACACCACAUGAAGAUCAAAACAAGAAGGCUGUGUCUCAUAUCACUUGGAAAGGUGAACCUGAUGCACGUACUUGGCUGGAGCAGCAUGUAGUUCCACAAUAUUGGACUGGCAGAGUAAUUCGUUUUUCCCAUAGUCUGCAUUUUCAUUCCAAUUUAGCAGCUGUAUGGGAGCAGCACUUAUAUAAUAGCGAUCCUUUGUAUGUGCCAGAAGAGAGAAUACUUGUCACUGAAACACAGGUGAUUCGUGAAACCAUUUGGCUGCUUUCUGGUGUCAAAAACCUCUUUAUAUUUCAGCUGAAUGAAGGAAAGAUUACUGUGAGAAAUGAUAUCAUGGUAACCCAUUUGACCCAUAAUUCAUUAAGAUCAAUGUUGGAGCGGAUAGCAGCAUAUGGUCAAGUUGUAUUUAGGUUACAGAAGUUCAUUGAUGAAGUGAUGGGUCACAGCUCAGAAAACGUAAUACCUGGAACCAGUUCUACUCCCAAGAAAGGUGCAGAAGCCCCAUUUAGAACCUAUCAGGCUUUCAUGCUGGCUCUCUAUAAAUAUUUUAUUAGUUUCAAAGAAGAACUUACUGAAAUUGAGAAGUGCAUUAUCCACAAAGACACAACAGUCACUCUUUCUAUAGUCAUAGAUAAACUGUCACAUCGUCUAGCACAGCUGAAGGUACUUCAUAAAAUUUUUAGCACUGGUGUUGCAGAAGUUCCACCUGACACUCGAAAUGUUGUAAGAGCAUCCCAUUUGCUUAAUACACUGUACAAAGCUAUUCUCGACUAUGACAACGUUGGAGAAGCCUCUGAGCAAACAGUAUCCCUUUUGUUUUCUCUCUGGGUUGAAACAGUAAGGCCAUAUUUACAGACAGUGGAUGAGUGGAUUGCCCAUGGUAACUUGUUUGAUCCUGCCAAAGAAUUUAUAAUUCAGAGAAAUAAAAAUGUUCCAGUUAACCAUAGGGACUUCUGGUAUGCCACUUACACUUUGUAUAGUGUAUCUGAAAAGACUGAGAAUGAAGAGAAAAUGAGCGAUAAUGCUAGUGCCAGUUCUGGCAGUGAUCAAGCACCUUCAAGCAGGCAGCACACCAUGGUCUCAUUUCUAAAACCAGUGCUAAAGCAGAUCAUCAUGGCUGGGAAGUCCAUGCAGUUGUUAAAGAACUUGCAACGCACAGAUGGCUCUUCACAACAUUCGGCAUCAAGAGAUGCAGAAAGGAAGAGCUUAUAUAGAUUAUUUCUGGAAUCUGUCCAAUCACGGCUGCGGCAUGGGGAGGAACCUGUUCAGGAAGUUAUUACAGAACAGCAGGCAACCAAACGGAGUCUAAUAAAGAUGCAGUCUAUUGCAGAAAGGCAUUUGGAGUUGGAUGAUGUUCAUGAUCCCUUGCUGGCUAUCAAUUUUGCAAGAUUGUACUUGGAACAAAGUGACUUUCAUGAGAAGUUUACUGGUGAUGAUGUUUGUGUGGAUAGAUCCUCUGAAUCAGUUACAUGCCAAACAUUUGAACUGACGUUGAGGUCUUGCCUUUAUCCACACAUAGACAAGCAAUAUCUGGAAUGCUGUGGAAAUUUAAUGCAAACUUUGAAGAAAGGUUAUAGACUGGUAGAGUACUUGCAAGCAAUGAGAAACUUUUUCUUACUUGAGGCUGGUGAUACCAUGUAUGACUUCUACACAUCUAUUUUUGAUAAAAUAAGAGAGAAGGAUGCAUGGCAGAGUGAGACAUUUCUUAAUGUUCAGCUUCAAGAAGCUGUUGGACAACGUUACCCAGAAGACAGCUUAAGGCUGUCUAUAUCGUGUGAAAAUAUUGAUAUUGCCAAGAAGAAACUUCCUGUUCAUACCUUGGAUGGUUUAAUACUGAGUUAUAAGGUUCCUUGGCCUGUGGAUAUUGUUAUAAGUGUGGAGUGCCAAAAAAUUUAUAACCAAGUGUUUCUCUUGUUAUUGCAAAUCAAGUGGGCCAAAUAUAGUUUGGACGUGUUAAGAUUUCAUGAGCUAGUCAGUGCAGCGGAAAAGCCCCAGUGUAAAGGAGGAGUGACUUUAUUUGAACAAGACCCACUUCUGCAAUUUGGAUCCCAGACAGAGCCAAUUAAACAACAAACUCAUCGCAUGUUCCUUCUAAGGAUGAAACUCAUGCAUUUUGUUAACAGCCUGCACAACUAUAUAAUGACUAGGAUUCUUCAUAGUACAGGUUUGGAGUUUCAGCAUCAGGUAGAAGAAGCAAAAGAUCUAGAUCAGUUGAUUAAAAUUCAUUAUAGAUACCUGUCUACAAUUCAUGAUCGUUGCCUGCUGAGAGAAAAGGUUAGCUUUGUGAAAGAAGCUAUAAUGAAAGUACUGAACUUAGUACUGAUGUUUGCAGAUCGUUGGCAAGCUGGCUUGGGAGCUUGGAAGAUGGAAUCCAUAACGAAGAUGGAAUCAGAUUUUAAAAACUGCCAUAUGUUCCUUGUGACAGUGCUAAACAAAGCAGUCUGUAGAGGCUCUUUCCCACAUUUGGAGUCUUUAACCUUAUCACUCAUGGCUGGAAUGGAACAAAGUUAGCAGAACACAGAUUGAAACUUGUAACAAUCAUGAUCACCAACAUGAAGUAUUUUUUUAUCUGGGUGGACUGCAAUCUGUACACUAGAAUUUACAUACAUGUACAUAAAUGGACAGAUGUGUGCUUCUGUUUAAAAUGGUAAAAUGUUUUUCAUGUAAAUAAAAUACAGUAAUGGUGCAACUAUUUUAUAUCAUUUAUUUCUGCAUUACUAAAUGUUAAUUAUGUCACUGUUUCUGCUGUCCUUUUUGAGCAACAAAAUUAAUAAAAUGCAUAAACUGUUUUAGAAGGGUUCCCUGAACCUUAUGGUGUGCAUAGAAUCGUGGAGUUGGAAGGGGCCAUCUAGUCCAACCCUCUGCUCCAUGCAAGUUCAGCCUACUACAGCAUCCCUGACAAGUGUUCAUCCAGUAUGCCCCUCAAUGCAAUUACAGUAAUCCAUCUGCUUUUUCUUUUCUCCAAGAUAUAAUUGUUUUUCAGCUGCUCUAGAUGUAAUUGUGUUUCAGCUGUUCUGAAAUUUCCACAGCUCCAGCAGCUAUAACAAAAGGUACUAUUCUACUAAACAAUGAUUUCCACGGAAAUUAAUGGGUAUUGGCAUAGGAGUCAUGCUUCUUUGUGCCAUGGUUAUCUUCUUGUAUAAUGUAAAAACCUAACAAUGUCAAAAUGUCUGUACUUAAAUGUUGUAAACUAUGAAAAGUACAACUACGUAAUGUAAUGGACUGUGCAAGUAUUAUUCAUUUGCAUUAUUUAUAUUUACAUAAUUUAUUUACAAUUUCUCACAUGCCUGGAGUGUUUUUAAAUUAAAAGGCAAUGAGAAAUACAACAAAAACCAUUACAAAUGUUCAGCAAACAAGGAUAAUAUUUUUCCUAUACUCCAAAUGUAUUUGUACUUUAAUUGCUUAUUAUGGGUUCUGGCAUACAGUGCUCUCCUGUGAGAGUUACUCAGUUGAAACUAGUAGUCUUAAACUGGAAUAACUCCAGCUAGAAUUGCAUAAACAGUUGUGUGGGAACUUGUUCAACUAAAUCUAUGCAGGUCAGCAGAUAAUGGCUGGAAAACUCUUUUUUGCGGGGGUGGGGGGGUUAUCUUUUAUUGAUCAGAGUUUCCAUUCCUGGGGGAAUUUUUGCUUCCUGAGAUGGCAAGAAGGGCAAGGCAAGUUUUGACAGUUAUGCCCAACAACUAUGUCCUUUGUAAACUGUAACACUACAGAACUGAUUAAAGCUCAAACCUUAUUAAAUGUAGUAGUUCACUUUUA
This is a messenger RNA of Heteronotia binoei (common prickly gecko), 4493 nucleotides long. Its product is annotated as gamma-tubulin complex component 5-like. NCBI's taxonomy places the organism in Eukaryota, Metazoa, Chordata, Lepidosauria, Squamata, Gekkonidae. Gene Ontology annotation, cellular component: gamma-tubulin complex; spindle pole; centrosome. The transcript has 23 exons. The record is from RefSeq and is a predicted model, not a curated record. The coding region runs from base 159 to 3248 and encodes 1029 amino acids. Gene Ontology annotation, biological process: meiotic cell cycle; microtubule nucleation; spindle assembly. Gene Ontology annotation, molecular function: microtubule minus-end binding; gamma-tubulin binding.